Molecule: messenger RNA, 1474 nt
Organism: Corvus hawaiiensis (hawaiian crow)
Lineage: Eukaryota; Metazoa; Chordata; Aves; Passeriformes; Corvidae
Gene: COMMD2
Product: COMM domain containing 2
Exons: 5
Coding region: 36-635 (199 amino acids)
Source: RefSeq, a predicted model, not a curated record
CCGCCCCUUCCGGCGGUGGUGGCCGAGCUGCGGUGAUGCUGCUGGUGCUGUCGGCGGAGCACCGGGCGCACCUGGGCUGUUUGCCGCGGGCCGGCGGCGGAGCCAUCGGCGAGCUGGGGCGCCUGGCACUGGAGCAGCUGCGGCGAGGAGCGGCACCGCGGGCCUGUGAGACCGCCGCCAGAAAGCUCAACAUUGGCAUUGACACCAUUCAGCACGGGGUAGAAGGACUAGUGUAUCUUCUUACUGAGAGUUCCAAGCUUAUGAUUUCUGAGGUUGAUUUCCAAGAUUCCAUUCAUGUUUUGGGAUUCUCAGAUGAAUUGAACAAAUCCUUGCUCCAGCUAUACCUUGACAACAGGAAAGAGAUCAGGAGCAUUCUUGGAGAGCUGGCACCAAGGCUUCCUAGCUACCACAGUCUGGAGUGGAGACUGGAUGUGCAGCUUGCAAGCAGAAGUCUGAGACAACAGAUCAAGCCUGCUGUGACUAUGAAGCUACAUCUUAACCAAAAUGAAGAUCAAACUGCCCAGGUGUUGCAAACUGACCCUGCUACCCUUCUCCACCUUAUCCAGCAACUGGAGCAGGCGUUGGGGGAGAUGAAGAUGAACCACUGCAGAAGAAUAGUGCGCAACAUGAAAUAAACUUGAUUCCUCUCUGCUCUCUUACUAAGCAGUUUGUGAAACAACUCAGAACACUGCUCAUAAAUACAUUUUGAGGAAAAACAAACAUCUGGAUCAGAUGAACUGCUUUCCUGUGCCAGGAUCUUGAGCCAGUAUUUACCGGCCGAGUGUCUUCGGCUGCCAACUUUGCACAUCUGCCUGAGACAAGAUGGGUAAUUGGAUUUGCUUUACUUGCAAAUUUAGGCCUUCAGUAUGCUAUGCUGAGAAUUUCUGUAGCUCUAAACUAGUAUAGUUCUGCUUAAGCUUUCCUACAUCAAGUAGAACUCUCAUUAUUACGUGAAGCUGUACAUUGAUUGUUACAUUUACCAAGUAAUUUUUUCCCUUUUUGCUUCUGCUUUGAAAUUUUUUUUAACCCCUGUACUGCACAGGAACGUUUCAGAACGUUUCUCCCACCUAGACUUAGGUGUGUGUGAGAGUCCACGUGGGACUGCUUCUGAGGAUUCAGUCAGGGUGAGGGCUCAUGUUACACUGCUGCUCUACCCUGCUCUGGUGUAGCUGAGCUGUCACUCCCAUUAGCAGAGCCUGCUGUGACCCCAUGAGGCAGCUGAUGCUUUCUGCAGGCCACUGGGCUGGCAAACUGGUUAUACAUGAAGGUGAUCUGAAAAUCUGCAAAAGCGAAGUAAUGGGUGAAGAGGCAGGUUAAGAAUAGCAUUAACUUCUGCUGACUGGUCUUUGUGCUGUGAUGCCACAGUUUGUGUUCCCCUGUUUGAGUAGUCAUAAUGGCACGACCAGCUAUUGCAACAGAAAUUAUGCUCUUCCAUUGUUAAAAAAAUGUCUAAUAAAGAUUAUGUCAAAAGCUA